This is a messenger RNA of Microsporum canis CBS 113480, 1785 nucleotides long. RefSeq names its product lectin C-type domain-containing protein. The transcript is spliced from 2 exons. Bases 1 to 1785 code for a protein of 594 amino acids. NCBI's taxonomy places the organism in Eukaryota, Fungi, Ascomycota, Eurotiomycetes, Onygenales, Arthrodermataceae. The record is from RefSeq and is a predicted model, not a curated record.
AUGCGGAACUAUAUACCUGAUAAGAGUGCCUCCCUCCUCCCGCCAUGGAACACCGUUGAGCUGUCUCAGAGAGAUGUAUCACUCCAGAUACCUCUUGACCAUGUAACGUUCCCUGCCGUGUCGCUUUCUGCGGCCUGUUUUGGUGCAGGGUUGUAUGAGGACGAUGCGGCGAGGAAGUGCAUAUCCAACCUUCUGUCGGUUGGCUACAGACGCCUAUACGUGGAUGUAUAUUGGUCGCCUACGGGGGGUUUAUGGGGGUUUUGCCCGAUAGACACUUUUGGCGCUCUUCCGACUCCAAAUACCCCAACCGGGACGUCGUCCAGAGACCCUGUGUCAAGCAAAACGUCUGCCUCCCCAACUUCAACUUCAAUGGCUGCCGGUGCCAGGAAAAGGGAUCAGAUAUAUAAUCUGGGGCCUUAUUCAUGCACACAGUCACUCGGCAUAUCCUCCCUUUCAGCCAUACUCGAAGAGUACUUUUCAAGCACUGCAAAUACCAUAAACGCAGAGAUGUUGUUUUUAAUCAUCAACAUGCAUGCUGCCGCUUCACCUGAUUCUCCAGAAGAGCCUCCAGAAAAGCCUAGCUUGAAGGACCUUCCUUCUCCACCGAAUCUACUUGGCAGAGUCUUGGAGAGAUCGCUGGGAAGUUACAUCUACAGCCCUCUUAAGCUGAUGGAAAACCGCCGUAAUCUUAAUGAGUCAUGGUUUUCCGUCUCCCCGCCUCAUCAACCCAUUGCUGAAUACUUUACAACGACGGUGGAUGAUAGAAACCAUCUUGUCACAGCUAAUGGAUGGCCAUCCACUGGUUUCGCCGUUCUGGCUCGAGCUACGAGGCUUAUCCUGGGCUGGGGCACCGUCGACCCUCAGAUGUCAGCUUACAACUUCACAGGAGACCAAUUGGUAUUUUCGCCGAACUCACUCGAAUCCCACAUAGAUAUCACAGUUGACUCCGCUGCUAAUCUCACAAAUGGUUGCCUCUAUGACCCCGGUACGACAGCCUUGUCGGAUGUUGACCGCCCUUGGGCUUUGGCAGCACUUCCUCAACGGAACUCGUCGGAUGAGUUAUCGUUGUUGACUCGGCAGUUGGUAUCAUGUGGUAUAUCACCAGUUGUUAACCAUACACUCCUUAACGUGACGGCAGAUAAUGACAUUAGUCCUUAUCAAAACGUAUCUUAUUCUGCUACUUGGACUUGGGCCAAAGAUGAACCCCUCAACUCCACCGGUUCAACGUCUUCACAAACAAAAAACUCGUAUCGAUGUGCGGCCAUGGAUGCGGCAUCAUCAGGUAGAUGGCGCGCACAUGAAUGUACUGAUGAAUUUCACGUCGCCUGUCGGGUAGGGAAUUCACCACAUGACUGGAUUAUAUCCGAACGCACAGCUACCUACUUCGAUGCCGAAGAGGCUUGCCCGGACAAUACCGUAUUUUCUGUCCCUAGAACUCCAUUAGAGAACAUCUAUCUCUAUGCAAAGCUUGAUUCGCAGUCUAAUCGUACCGAGAUAAUCUCACCCGAUACUGACGACAACUAUAGCGACCAGAUGCUGUGGAUAGAUUUCAAUUCUGCCGACGUACCUGCCUGCUGGGUCACGCAUGGCCCGAAAGCGCAGUGUCCAUAUGAAAUAGACAGUAACGAAAUUCAAAGGAGGGCGAUUCUUGUACCUACAAUCGCGGCCAUCAUCGUUCUUAUUGUCACUGCUCUAACUUUGUUUGUUAAAUGUAAUGCUAAUCGGCGAAAUUCGAGGAGGCGAAGGGUCAUUGAUGGAUGGGAUUAUGAAGGAGUACCCUCAUGA